UGACUUCCCAUCCAUAACCCUAAACCAACCGCACUUUCUUAUUCUCUUUCGUUUUCCUUUCUUCCUCCUAUUUCUUCUUGGACACUUCCCUUUGGCGGUGCUUGAUGACAGACUUAUUCCAUCACUUAUCCAUGGAGAAUUCCGGUGCAGCUUCCAGUGAUGAUGCAAGGACUACUUGCCCUAGAGGUCAUUGGAGGCCUGCUGAGGAUGAAAAACUCAGGCAACUUGUUGAACAGGAUGGUGCACAAAACUGGAACUCUAUUGCAGAAAAGCUCCGAGGAAGAUCAGGGAAGAGCUGCAGAUUGAGGUGGUUUAAUCAACUUGACCCUAGAAUCAACAGGAGACCGUUUUCUGAAGAAGAAGAAGAAAGGCUCCUUGCAGCACACCGUAUUCAUGGGAACAAAUGGGCACUGAUAGCUGGACUGUUUCCUGGUAGAACUGAUAAUGCAGUGAAGAACCACUGGCAUGUUAUAAUGGCCAGAAAACAAAGGGAACAAUCCAAACUUAGCGGGAAGAGAAGCUUUCAAGAUGGUCUUAAUGAUUCCAAUCUAAUUUCAACUGGUUUUGCCUCAAGGAAAUCAAGAUUUCAAGAUAGUUUUAGCUCGAGAAUUGGGUUUAGAGUUGGUAGUUAUUUUGAAUCCCAAAACCCCAAAAAAGAUAAGUUUUUCUCAAUCACACCCUCAUCUUCAACUUCUUCACCAUCUUGGGCAUUUUCUUCGUCAACAUUGAUGGCUUCGAACAAUACAUCUUUAGCUGAAUUAUCAAGAAGAGAUCAUGGUAAAGCUCAUUUAAUGGCCAUGGAGGGCUCAAAUACAUUAGAUCACUCUUUAUAUAAGCAUCAUUCAAAUGCUUCAGCAUACAGCUUCAGGAAUUUCAGUGCAUUUGGUCUCCCAAACUACAGGAGGGUUGUUCCAAGUUCUUUUUGGUACCAUAAACUUGAAAAUAACAAAGAAAUUAGAGUACCGAGCAAUUCCCAGCAGGAGCAAGAAGAUGAUCCCAUCAAAACAAAGGAGGAUGUUCCUUUCAUAGAUUUUCUUGGUGUUGGUAUUUCUUCUUGAUCAUAAAAAGGAAAAUCUUUAUUAACAUAUUUGCCUAGUAUAUAUAACAGUUUUAGCUUUGCUUUUUCCA
Hibiscus syriacus is the source of this 1128-nucleotide messenger RNA. RefSeq names its product transcription factor MYB54-like. Gene Ontology annotation, molecular function: RNA polymerase II cis-regulatory region sequence-specific DNA binding; DNA-binding transcription factor activity, RNA polymerase II-specific. NCBI's taxonomy places the organism in Eukaryota, Viridiplantae, Streptophyta, Magnoliopsida, Malvales, Malvaceae. The record is from RefSeq and is a predicted model, not a curated record. Bases 105 to 1058 code for a protein of 317 amino acids. Gene Ontology annotation, biological process: regulation of DNA-templated transcription. The transcript has 2 exons. Gene Ontology annotation, cellular component: nucleus.